Messenger RNA from Lachancea nothofagi CBS 11611, 3795 nucleotides. The record is from the annotation of a GenBank genome assembly. Lineage: Eukaryota; Fungi; Ascomycota; Saccharomycetes; Saccharomycetales; Saccharomycetaceae.
AUGACAGUGCCCAAAUUGUCGGUAGAAGAGCUAUUCAUAAGCUUGAGAGACAUUGAUAGUGAUGGUUCGGAGACCUUUGAGAAUUUGACCACCAAAAUAAAUACUGAUGAUAAGACUAAAACUAUCGAUAGAGAGGAGGUAGUUGAGAGAUUUCUCCAACCAUCAAGCACUUUACCCUGGAGUCUGCUUGAUCUAUUCCAAACGGUACCAGAAAUGAACUUUAUGGGUGAAAAUGUUGACACUGAAGCUGCGGAUUACGAUUACAAGGAAUUUUUGCAAAUUCCAGAGUUGAUUAAGAGAACAUCGUACCAUUUCAAACGGCGUGGCAUCGAUGGAAAAAUUGAUACAUAUCAUGAAUCUGUGAACCUGGAGGAAGUAACAAAUGCCAACGCGUCUAAUUCGCUCUCUAUUUCGAGGAAAAUCGACACCGAAGGCAAUAAUGUCAGAGGGUCCAGUAGUCAGUUGCCAUUCACCCCAGGUGGUUUAACGAUGACAGCUUUUGGCCAAAGCCCCGAUGUGUCUGCUAUGACUUCAGCCACAAAGUUGUUACACAGAGACGCCCAAGGUUUGUUCGACAUCCCACAAGGCCUAGACCGCGGUAUCAUUCCACAAGAGAUAAAACACAGUGACUCCAGUCAAAUUGAGGAGCUCAACGAAUUAAAUGAAAUUGACAAUGAGUUUGAGAAUUUGCAAGAACUCACUGAUAGUCGCCAGAAAGAAGAAGAUAUUUUGGAGAAAGAUGCCUCCGAACAAAUUUUAGCUAACAAGCAACCUGAGAACCCGGAUACGGCGAUAGAUGACUUACUUCCAAUAAGUAUAGACUUCGGUCGUACACUCCGUAAAACGAAAGAUGACCUAGGACGUAAAGAAUGGGCCCAUGUUGUUGACCUGAACCAUAGAAUUGACAAUUUUGACGAGCUUGUUCCUAAUCCCGCGAGAACUUGGCCUUUUGAAUUGGAUGUUUUUCAGAAAGAGGCAGUCUACCACUUAGAGCAGGGUGAUUCUGUUUUUGUGGCAGCCCAUACGUCCGCUGGUAAAACAGUAGUGGCUGAAUACGCAAUUGCAAUGGCAAAGAGAAAUAUGACAAAAACGAUAUACACGUCUCCCAUCAAAGCUCUAUCGAACCAAAAAUUCAGAGACUUUAAGGAAGAUUUGGAGGGUGUGGAUGUUGGGUUAAUUACUGGUGACGUACAGAUAAACCCAGAAGCCAAUUGCCUUAUCAUGACGACCGAGAUUUUGAGAUCGAUGCUAUACCGUGGUGCUGAUUUGAUCAGAGAUGUAGAGUUUGUUAUUUUCGAUGAGGUUCAUUACGUGAACGAUCAAGAUCGUGGUGUUGUGUGGGAAGAGGUAAUAAUCAUGCUUCCUCAACAUGUUAAGUUCAUUUUGCUAUCUGCUACUGUACCCAACACAUACGAAUUUGCGAACUGGAUUGGAAGAACAAAGCAGAAGAAUAUUUAUGUGAUAUCGACACCGAAGAGGCCCGUUCCUUUGGAAAUAAAUAUUUGGGCAAAGGAAAAAUUACUUCCUGUUAUAAGUGAGAAAAGAGAGUUCCUCGAAUCAAACUUCAAAGCCCAUAAAGAACUUGUCGCGGGCAAGAACGCUGCUCCUGGGAAGCGAGAGGUUCCAAAUUCGGGUCGUGGACGAGGAGGAGCUACUCGUGGUGGCGGUUCCACACGCGGAGGACAGGGCCGUGGAGGCUCUAGAGGAGCUGGUGCUGUUGGAUCAAACAGAAGCGAUUUCUUUAAAAGAAGUGGACCAAAUAAGAAAACAUGGUCCAACCUUGUAAACUUUCUCAAGUCUAAAGAUUUAUUACCUGCAGUAAUCUUUGUUUUUAGCAAGAAACGCUGCGAAGAUUAUGCUGAUUGGCUAGAUGGCAUAAACUUUUGUACUGGAAAAGAGAGGUCUCAGAUUCAUAUGUUCAUUGAUAAAUCGGUAACAAGGCUGAAGAAGGAAGAUAGAGAUCUUCCUCAAAUUGUUAAGGUGAAGUCUUUACUAGAGAGAGGUAUCGCAGUACACCACGGAGGCCUUUUACCAAUUGUUAAGGAGCUGAUUGAGCUAUUAUUUGCUAAGGGGCUUAUUAGAGUGCUAUUCGCAACUGAGACAUUUGCCAUGGGGCUAAACUUGCCAACAAGAACAGUUGUUUUCAGCGAAAUUCAAAAGCAUGACGGAAAUAAUUUACGGAACUUAAAUCCCGGUGAGUUCACUCAAAUGGCAGGAAGAGCGGGGCGUAGAGGCUUGGAUAAAACAGGGACUGUCAUAGUAAUGGCUUACACGUCGCCCUUGGAGCAAACUUCUUUCAAGGAGGUGGCCUUAGGUGUCCCCACUAAAUUGCAAUCUCAGUUUAGAUUGACAUACAACAUGAUAUUGAAUCUUUUAAGAAUAGAAGCUCUUCGCGUGGAGGAAAUGAUAAAAUACUCAUUUAGUGAAAACAGCAAGCAAACGUUAUUACCAGAGCACGAAAACAAAAUCAAAGCCUUACAGAGUCAGUUGGAUAGCAUUCAGUUUUAUGAUGAUUCGAAUCAAGAAGAACUCGAAAAAGUUUUAGAUGCUGCUAUAAGGUAUAAAGAAUGCACGAAGGAGAUGAUGAGUGAACUUGUUAACGGGAGCAGUGUGUUUCGCGUCUUGAACGUAGGACGUCUUAUCCUGUUUAGGGAUGAAAACGAUUGCGCGAAGCUUGGUUUUGUUUUCAGAAAUUUACCAAAAGAAGGUCAAGUUGUUGUUAUGACUGUCACAAAACCAAACAAGCUUGAAAAUGGUCAACCUAAUCAUUUACCUUACUUGUCUUCUAUCCCAGAUUUUGUCAAGAACAAUUUUCGACCAUUUCAAAAGACUGAUUUCUAUAUGGAGAACAUCAUGACUGAAAACGUCGAAAUGGUGAGUGCUUUCACCUUGGAUGUAGCAAUGACCGAUGUUAUGAAACAAGAGCCUGAAGUUCUGGAAAAGUUCAACAAUGAAGUGUCACUGAUUUUGAGAAUAGCCAAAAAGCUGAAAGAAACACAAUACGAAAAGAAGGGUAGUCUGAAAAUUCAUCAAGCAGUUCUAGAACGUGAGAAGAUAAAGUCAGAGUUGGCUUCGUUUGACUGCUUUAAAUCCCCAAAUUUCGCCAUUCACUUUUUGCCAAAAUAUAAGGAGUUUGAGAUACAAAGAGAAAUAAAAGACUUGUAUCACUUAAUGUCCGAUCAGAACUUGAGCUUGCUGCCUGACUACGAGCAGCGUCUAUCGGUAUUGAAGGAUGCAGGUUUCAUUGAUCAAGGUCAUAAUGUCCUACUUAAGGGUCGAGUGGCGUGUGAAAUCAAUUCUGGCUACGAAUUAGUCUUAACCGAGCUUAUAUUAGACAACUUUUUGGGAGACUUCGAACCCGAAGAAAUUGUAGCUCUUCUCUCAGUUUUUGUUUACGAAGGGAGAACUAGAGAGGAAGAGCCACCCAUUACUACGCCUCGUCUAACGAAAGGUAAGGCUAGGAUACAAGAAAUUUACAAGACCAUGUUGGACGUAUACGAAAAACAUCAGGUUCCACUAACCAAAGAGGAGGCAGAAUUCUUGGAGAAAAAGAGAUUUGCCUUAAUGAACGUGGUUUACGAGUGGGCAAGGGGAUUGUCAUUCAAAGAAAUCAUGGAGAUGAGUGUCGAAGCAGAGGGCACAAUCGUGAGAGUCAUUACGCGUCUUGAUGAAAUUUGCCGCGAGGUGAAGACAGCGUCCAUUAUCAUUGGGAACUCUACAUUACACAUGAAGAUGUCUCAAGCACAAGAAUUAAUCAAGAGAGAUAUUGUGUUUGCAGCAAGUUUGUACUUGUGA